CGCGGGGCCUUCGGCCUGGGCCGAGCGGGGGAGCGAGGGCACCGCAGAUCUUUCAUCGGGAUAGGACCCCGGGGACUAGGCUUCUCCCGGGCCGCUCGUUCCUGGCCGGCUUGUGGGCUGCAGGGGUGGGGGCGGAGGAGGAGGACCCUGGCUGGACGCUGGUCAGCAUCCUGCUUGUGAGACCGGUUCCGCGGUCCGCAGCGCUGGUGGCUGCAAGGUUUGUGUACGGACGCAUCUGUCGGCUCUCGUAUUUAAAAACGACGGCUUCUGCCAAAAGAGAAAAGCCGUAUCUGCCAACGGACGCUCAAGAGAUAAUCGUGGAACUUUAUCAGCGAUGGGGCUGUUGGUCACCUUUGCCCUCCCUCUCUUUUCUUUUUUCUUAAUCUUUUAUUUUCGUUUUUUGGGAGAUGUCAGAGGGCCUUUCCCUAUUAGGAUGACUUUUAUCUUUGCUCUUGUAAUGGCUCAAGAUAGUUGGGAGGAACCUAGAAAGAUUGUACAAUGAAUGGUGAUUCUCGUGCUGCGGUGGUGACCUCACCACCCCCGACCACAGCCCCUCACAAGGAGAGGUACUUCGACCGAGUAGAUGAGAACAACCCAGAGUACUUGAGGGAGAGGAACAUGGCACCAGACCUUCGCCAGGACUUCAACAUGAUGGAGCAAAAGAAGAGGGUGUCCAUGAUUCUGCAAAGCCCUGCUUUCUGUGAAGAAUUGGAAUCAAUGAUACAGGAGCAAUUUAAGAAGGGGAAGAACCCCACAGGCCUAUUGGCUUUACAGCAGAUUGCAGAUUUUAUGACCACGAAUGUACCAAAUGUCUACCCAGCAGCUCCGCAAGGAGGGAUGGCUGCCUUAAACAUGAGUCUUGGUAUGGUGACUCCUGUGAACGAUCUUAGAGGAUCUGAUUCUAUUGCGUAUGACAAAGGAGAGAAGUUAUUACGGUGUAAAUUGGCAGCGUUUUAUAGACUAGCAGAUCUCUUUGGGUGGUCUCAGCUUAUCUACAAUCAUAUCACAACCAGAGUGAACUCCGAGCAGGAACACUUCCUCAUUGUCCCUUUUGGGCUUCUUUACAGUGAAGUGACUGCAUCCAGUUUGGUUAAGAUCAAUCUACAAGGAGAUAUAGUAGAUCGUGGAAGCACUAAUCUGGGAGUAAAUCAAGCCGGCUUCACCUUACACUCUGCAAUUUAUGCUGCACGCCCGGACGUGAAGUGCGUUGUGCACAUUCACACCCCAGCAGGGGCUGCGGUCUCUGCAAUGAAAUGUGGCCUCUUGCCAAUCUCCCCGGAGGCGCUUUCCCUUGGAGAAGUGGCUUAUCAUGACUACCAUGGCAUUCUGGUUGAUGAAGAGGAAAAAGUUUUGAUUCAGAAAAAUCUGGGGCCUAAAAGCAAGGUUCUUAUUCUCCGGAACCAUGGGCUCGUGUCAGUUGGAGAGAGCGUUGAGGAGGCCUUCUAUUACAUCCAUAACCUUGUGGUUGCCUGUGAGAUCCAGGUUCGAACUCUGGCCAGUGCAGGAGGACCAGACAACUUAGUCCUGCUGAAUCCUGAGAAGUACAAAGCCAAGUCCCGUUCCCCAGGGUCUCCGGUAGGGGAAGGCACUGGAUCGCCUCCCAAGUGGCAGAUUGGUGAGCAGGAAUUUGAAGCCCUCAUGCGGAUGCUCGAUAAUCUGGGCUACAGAACUGGCUACCCUUAUCGAUACCCUGCUCUGAGAGAGAAGUCUAAAAAAUACAGCGAUGUGGAGGUUCCUGCUAGUGUCACAGGUUACUCCUUUGCUAGUGACGGUGAUUCGGGCACUUGCUCCCCUCUCAGACACAGUUUUCAGAAGCAGCAGCGGGAGAAGACAAGAUGGCUGAACUCUGGCCGGGGCGACGAAGCUUCCGAGGAAGGGCAGAAUGGAAGCAGUCCCAAGUCGAAGACUAAGUGGACUAAAGAGGAUGGACAUAGAACUUCCACCUCUGCUGUCCCUAACCUGUUUGUUCCAUUGAACACUAACCCAAAAGAGGUCCAGGAGAUGAGAAACAAGAUCCGAGAGCAGAAUUUACAGGACAUUAAGACGGCUGGCCCUCAGUCCCAGGUUUUGUGUGGUGUAGUGAUGGACAGGAGCCUCGUCCAGGGAGAGCUGGUGACGGCCUCCAAGGCCAUCAUUGAAAAGGAGUACCAGCCCCACGUCAUUGUGAGCACCACGGGCCCCAACCCUUUCACCACACUCACAGACCGUGAGCUGGAGGAGUACCGCAGGGAGGUGGAGAGGAAGCAGAAGGGCUCUGAAGAGAAUCUGGACGAGGCUAGAGAACAGAAAGAAAAGAGUCCUCCAGACCAGCCUGCGGUCCCCCACCCGCCUCCCAGCACUCCCAUCAAGCUGGAGGAAGACCUUGUGCCGGAGCCGACUACUGGAGAUGACAGUGAUGCUGCCACCUUUAAGCCAACUCUCCCUGAUCUGUCCCCUGAUGAACCUUCAGAAGCACUCGGCUUCCCAAUGUUAGAGAAGGAGGAGGAAGCCCAUAGACCCCCAAGCCCCACUGAGGCCCCUACUGAGGCCAGCCCCGAGCCAGCCCCAGACCCAGCCCCGGUGGCUGAAGAGGCUGCCCCCUCAGCUGCCGAGGAGGGGGCCGCUGCGGACCCUGGCAGCGAUGGGUCUCCAGGCAAGUCCCCGUCCAAAAAGAAGAAGAAGUUCCGUACCCCGUCCUUUCUGAAGAAGAGCAAGAAGAAGAGUGACUCCUGAAAGCCCUGCGCUAACACUGUCCUGUCCGGAGUGACCCUGGCUCUGCCAGCGUCCCCGGCCACGUCUGUGUCCUGUCCUUGUGUAAUGGAAUGCAAAAAAGCCAAGCCCUCCGCCUAGAGGUCCCCUCACGUGACCAGCCCCGUGUAGCCCCGGGCUGACCCAGUGUGUGCUCAGCAGCCCCACCCCACCCUGCCCCUUGUCGUCUCAGAGCCUCAGCUUCUGGGGGAGACAUGCUCUCCCCACAGGUGGGAGGCACUAAGUCAUGGUCCUGGCUGGAAGGUACUGAAGGCUUCUGCAGCUUUGGCUGCACGUCACCCUCCUGAGCCUCACCUUUCCUGCCGUCCCUCCUGUUGUGAAAUCACCACAUUCUGUCUCUGCUUGGCUUCCCCUCCACCCUAAAGUCUCAGGUGAUGGACUCAGACUCCUGGCUUCAUGUGGCAUUCUCUCUGCUCAGUGAUCUCACUUAAAUCUAUAUACAAAGCCUUGGUCCCGUGAAAACACUCGUGUGCCCACCAGCGGCCUUGAAGAGGCAGGUCUGGGCCAGAUGCUGGGCAGGAAACCCCAGCGGCAGAUGGGCCUGUGUGCACCCAACGCGAUGCUAUGCAUGUCUGACCGACGAUCCCUCGACCAGAAUCAGAUUCAGGAGCUCAGUUUCUUUUUCACUUGGGUCUCUGGAUUCCUGUCAUAGGGAAGGUAUAUCAGGAGGGGAAGAGUCCUUUCUAGAAUUUUCUUUAAGCAGGUUUACAAUUUAGCUUACAUUUUUCGACUGUGAACGUGAAUAGGCUGCUUUUUGCUUUCUUCUUUCCAGACCCCACAGUAGAGCACUUUUCACUUAUUUGGGGGAGGUUUCAGGGGACUGUUCUCACCGUAACUCAGCCAGAAAGAUGCCCUAGUUGUGAUGAAAGGUAACUCGAGGUGGAGGGUAGCCCUGGGGCCCCUCGACAUCGCCGUCAUGGAUGGAGCCUGAACUGUGUGCUCCUCGGCAGAUGCUGUUGUUGUUACUUCCCUGCAAGAGGCUGGAAAAGGGCUCAGAGCUGCUGAUCAGGAACCGGAGGGUGACCCAUUUCAGGAGCUGCCAGUACCAGCCUGACUAGGUGUAGGCAAGCUUAUGUGGGCCCAGCAGGCCCCUGGUAGAGCUGGUGCCAGAUGUGGGCUCAGAUCCUGGGCAUGAUGGGCCGAGCCACCUCAGAUCCCACUGACUGGCCAGCCGAGCGAGAACCAGGCCGCUGCAUGGCACUGACCGCUGCUUCCAGCUUCCUCUGAGCCGCAGGGCCUGCUACGCGGGCAAGUGUGCUGCCUCUCUUCUGUGUCGUUUUGUUGCCAAGGCAGAAUGAAAAGUCCUUAACCGUGGACUCUUCCUUUAUCCCCUUUUAUCCCUUCCUUUACCCCACAUAUGCAAUGACUUUUAAUUUUCACUUUUGUAGUUUAAUCCUUUGUAUUACAACAUGAAAUAUAGUUGCAUAUAUGGACACCGACUUGGGAGGACAGGUCCUGAAUGUCCUUUCUCCAGUGUAACAUGUUUUACUCACAAAUAAAAUUCUUUCAGCAA
This is a messenger RNA of Gorilla gorilla gorilla (western lowland gorilla), 4261 nucleotides long. RefSeq names its product adducin 1 (gene ADD1). Gene Ontology annotation, cellular component: cytoskeleton; plasma membrane; adherens junction. Lineage: Eukaryota; Metazoa; Chordata; Mammalia; Primates; Hominidae. Gene Ontology annotation, molecular function: actin filament binding. The transcript has 15 exons. Gene Ontology annotation, biological process: positive regulation of establishment of endothelial barrier; barbed-end actin filament capping; positive regulation of adherens junction organization. The coding region runs from base 499 to 2712 and encodes 737 amino acids. The record is from RefSeq and is a predicted model, not a curated record.